AUGAAGGGUACUCCGGAGACUCCUCAGUGCGGGUUUUCCCGGGCCAGCAUACAAAUUCUGGGAUUGCAAGGCGUUGAUCCCAAGAAGUUUGUUGCCUUCAAUGUUUUAGAGGACCCAGAGUUGCGUCAGGGUAUCAAGGAAUAUUCCGAUUGGCCCACGAUCCCCCAACUAUACCUCGAAAAGGAAUUCAUUGGUGGCUGCGAUAUUCUGAUGUCUAUGCAUCAGAAUGGGGAGCUUGCUAAAAUGCUGGAAGAAAAGGGAGUACUGGUGGCAGCCGACUAA
Messenger RNA from Aspergillus aculeatinus CBS 121060, 282 nucleotides. Its product is annotated as monothiol glutaredoxin GRX5. NCBI's taxonomy places the organism in Eukaryota, Fungi, Ascomycota, Eurotiomycetes, Eurotiales, Aspergillaceae. Gene Ontology annotation, molecular function: disulfide oxidoreductase activity. Bases 1 to 282 code for a protein of 93 amino acids. The transcript has 2 exons. The record is from RefSeq and is a predicted model, not a curated record.